Messenger RNA from Adelges cooleyi (spruce gall adelgid), 2001 nucleotides. Its product is annotated as serine protease inhibitor 42Dd-like. The record is from RefSeq and is a predicted model, not a curated record. Gene Ontology annotation, molecular function: serine-type endopeptidase inhibitor activity. The transcript has 8 exons. Bases 431 to 1816 code for a protein of 461 amino acids. NCBI's taxonomy places the organism in Eukaryota, Metazoa, Arthropoda, Insecta, Hemiptera, Adelgidae.
GAAGACAAAUCAAACAAUUUCUUGUAUACCUCUAAUAAACUGGGCAGAAUUACCUAUCUGUGUUCGCAUGUAACGUCGUGUAUGUGUUUUCCAGAUGGCCCCACCACUCAAAACGUCUAUUAUGCACGACCAGACCUUGACCAUAAUAAUUUAAUGUCCAUUGAUAUUAUAAUAUUUUAUAUACAUUGAAAAUACUUCGGUUAUUGUUUAUGAAUAUUCACGCUAUAAUAUAGUGUUGUAUUACAGUUAGUGUUAGUGUUACAGUUAUCACAAUCGGCAACAGGUUUUUACUGCAAGACCGGUACAAAGAACUGACGGUUGAUGACUAUCCAGAAUAAUUAUGACUGUAAUUCCCAAUAAUGUUGUGAUGCUGUGAAACAAUUGAGAAAAAAAAAAUCGUGACCAGAUAGCAAUUUGCCAAUUUAUAGCUAUGAAGAUCGGAAUAGUAAUUUUAAGUUCAUUCGUGAACGUCCUCCUGGCCGCUGCCAACAACACCAAUGUUGUAUUUCUAAAUCACACUGAAACAUGGACUCAACCGCAGCAGGCGACAAAAAAAACGACGCCGAUCAACGUGGACACCAAUACCAAAGAGAUGUUAAAACUCGGGUUGUUGGACGGCACGUUGAAAAUUGACAAAUGCAUCUAUAGUCAAAAUUCGCUUGACCCCAAUUUUGAUCAUAACGUCAUCAUAUCGCCCAUAAGUAUUGCCGCUGCGACGUCGCUGCUUUUAUUGGCGGCUGCCGGCGACACUAAGACGGAACUCGGCAUACUGUUCGGUAUCGACGGUAAUACAUUUGUAAACAGUAUUGAAAAAAACGAAAAUCUAUUCAGGAUGCUGGGAUUACUUCUGGACAAGUUUCAAGCGAAUGCUAGCAAUGCUUUAGGUACCACACAAGUAAACCUCGCAAAAGCAAUAUUUGUUCAAGAGGGUUAUAACAUAACGAGCAAUUAUAAAACCGUGGUUAAAGAAUUAUUAAAAAGUGAAUUGAUCACUGUCGAUUUCAUGAACAACGGUUACAUCACUCAACAAAAAAUUAAUCAUUGGGUUUCUAGUCAAACUCGUGGAAAAAUCAACGAUAUUAUGCCGGGUGCACCGACACCCGACACCAAGACAGUUAUUGUGAGCGCCUUAUAUUUUAGCGGUGAAUGGGAAACACCUUUUUUUGUUAACUAUACCAGAGUAAAACCCUUUUUUGCUGGCCAAAGCGCUCCUGGGAGAAAAUUAAAUCGACAGAGUAAAGACAACAUAUAUGUACCAAUGAUGGUGGGAAGCAGUGAAGUACUGUAUCACAAAAACGAUGAACUCGGAUUUAAAGCUAUCGGAUUGCCGUAUAAGGGUAGAAAAGUCUAUAUGUACUAUGUGCUUCCAAAUUCGCAAAUUACACUUAGAGAAAUUAUAGACAAAAUGAACGGAAAUGCACUACGUAACAUAUCGAGGAAUACAGUUUCUUCUGAAUUUAUUUAUUUCGUGCCUAAAAUGACGCUGAAAUCGUUUACUAACCUCAGUCCAGUUAUGCAGAAAUUGGGAGUCCACAAAGUAUUUGAUCCGUCAAAAGCAGACUUGUCGAACUUGGCAAAUGAUCCGGGUGCUCAUGUCGACGACGUUUUACACAAGGUAGAAAUUGUCGUCGACGAAAUCGGCACUGUAGCUUCGGCGGCCACCGUAGUAACCAUAUCGAGAGGCGGUCAGCCCACGUUCAACGUCAAUAAACCUUUCUUAUUUUUCAUCCACCACAUAGACAGCGAUACGAUUAUUCUAUGGGGAACAGUUUAUAAACCGAUACCACACACAACGACACCGCCGCCAUCAUCAUGAGCUUCAAAACGUACCGAGACGGACGUUCAACUGACUUAAUAUUAAUAAAAUGUUUUUAUUUAUUUUUCAUAACCUUGCAUUUACUUAUACAUAAUACACAUAUCUAUAUAUAUAAUAUGUAAGUUACUUUAAAAUAGUCAAUCAGAGAGUUCUUCUUAAUACAAAUUAUUUUUUAGCAAAUGUUA